UCUUGCCAAUGAGCCUCGUGAGAUGGCGUUACGUACUAGUUAUUGAGCAUUGUCAACAAGGCUGGCUCCAUGACAGCCUGGUUUAACUAUUUGGUCAGAAUGGCUUGACUUGACUUGACUUCCACCGACCACACCAGUCCAGUCGCUUUCUGAUACUUUGCCUGCUCUUGUUCCGUUGUGACGAGGUGCUGCGACAAAGGUCGUUAUAUAACAGCAGACUCUUAUAAGCAUCUGGAGUAUUGUUCUGCGGCUACUGAAGACCGUAACACAGAGAGAUGGACCCUCAAGCUUCAAUCGGCCGCGGCGAAAUGGCCGAAAUCCUCGCCUCGCUGCAGGAAAACAACAAUGAGACGGCUGCCAACGUCGAUGCUUGUCAUGAGAAAGUGGCCUCUCCGUUAACGGGUAUCUUCACCACCGACAAGUCCUUCUCGUCGCUUCCCCGGCAUACAGAUAAGCUCAUGUCGAAUCUGCGGAUGCCACUGCUACUGUUUUCUGACGACAAGGCUGACACGCUGGUUUACAUCGAUGCCGCCGCCACUGAACAAACAAAGCAUCGCUGGUUUCCACUCUCGCAGGCAAAUAAUAACAUCAUCCCUCACCGCAUACACAGCCAGAAACUGCUCAGCACCGGGUCCCCCGUCCUGAAGGGACUUUUCGAACCACGCAGACAGGCACGAGCCCGACGACGCUACGGACUAACACAAAAUAUGCCCCCAUCCAUUAAACACGUCAUUGAUCUUACCCCCGCCUUAGAGGGUGACGAUGCGGUUGUAUAUAUGACCGAGCUUUCAUGUCCAAUGGGCGUAAGGAAAUGGGCACAGUAUCAGCCCGGUUGGAGGCUUCCAUCAAUCUGCGUCAGUGGAAAAGAUGAAGUAGAAUGGCUUGAAGUGAUUGAAGUUGAGUCUCCAAAGGUCGAACCCUCGACGACAACUUCUCCGUCUGGAAAGGGGAGCAAAAAGGGUAGCACUCAAGGCAAAGGGAAUGGGAAGGAAAAAGACAAUAAGGUCAAAAAGCGACCCAGAUCGCCCCGCCGAAUCUUGAAUUGGGAAGGAAAUUUACCAACUUUACGCUCAGAACCGCCUGCUCAGUCUACGAAAAAAUCAGCAGAUAUUGAUGAAGAAGACAUGCCGCCGAUGAUGAAAAGGAUACCCGGCCUCCCUCUCGACUACUCGCCUAUCCGCCACCGAACUUGUCUUGAACGUAUUCUACAUUCCCUCGAAGAACUAGACCCAGAACUUGACUCCGCGCCUAAAAUGUGGACUUUUUUUGCACUCGCAAAACUUCUUGGUAUUGUGGAGAACCCACUUAUCGGCGAUCACAUCGUGGCCUGGUUGUAUGAGGGCAAUAAUCCACUGUUCGUAGAAGUCAACCCCGAGUUAGCCUACCGGAUGGCCUGCGGUUUAAAAAAUACCCAGUUGUGUCAAAGUUCUUUUGCCAUUCUCGUUGGUGAAGAGGCUUUAUCCCUUCUGAAUUUGUCUAUGAAUGGCUUGAUUCCUAGGCGUGUGGCUCAAACCAUGUACGGUCGCACCCGCGAGUCACUCGAUGAUACAGAGCUUCAGCGGAUCGAAUACGCAAGCAAAGUCUUUCUAGACCGUAUUCUAAAUACCUUCAUCCAACUUGCUGGUAAUCAAAUGGGAUGGUUAGAGAUAAUAAUUCGAAAACACAUCAAAGGGCCAGUUACACCGAGCCACGAACCGGUUAUCAAUAACCUUAUCAGCUUCUUUAAAGAUUGUGUGCGUAGUCGGAUUUGCGAGGUCUUGCAGCGGCAGAGAGUGCCAGACAUCGACUUCGAGUAUCAUAUCGCUACACAAGACAACUACCCUGGUUUGAAACAUCAGACCGCUAUAGCUGAUAUGCCAUAUAUUUGUCGAAUUUUGACCCGAACCUUUUGGAAAUCACUCAAUAGCUCUGUAUCUUUCCUGGGUGGAAUGGAUAUUGCAAAAGUCCUUCUACGAUACUCCUCUCUUAAGGAUAUGGCGCCUGAGCUCCCCAGCUUCAAGGAUCAAGAGUGUGCAACUAUUCCAUACAUCUCCCCUGCUGAUGUGCAACUCUCACUGGACAACUUUCACACAUUAGCGAAUGGCUUCGAUUCUCUACACUGGGCCAAUUUGAGCACGCGGAAUUAUUCCAACCAGCGAUUAUUGGAAGAAGAUGCUGUUAUUUACUUUGAUACAGACAGAUGUGAGGCAGAUAUUGGAUUUUAUCUCGGGGUAGUUGCAAGUGGUAUCAUCGCUGCCCCCAAUUCAAUAGGCCCGGUGAAUGAUGGAGUGCAAUUUCACACAGUCGAUACACUCAUUAGUCUCAGUGAAGACGAAUUCAAAUUCUUACCCUUGUGGGCUGGCGGUAAUGACGACGGGACUGGAGGCGUCUUUAUCGAUAACGAUGUUCCCAUGAUUGAAGCUGGUGGUUUCUCAACCGCCGGUCCAUCGAUUCAUACCGGGUAUUCAGCACCAUCGGAGGCUGGGGAUUCAAUGGGUAGCUCAUUCGAUAGCAUUGAUCCGGAUGAGGCAGUGAGCACGGUUCAUCGGGCUUCGCAUGAAGCGACAGACAGUUAUGCCACAACAGUUCGUUCUGCGUUCUCGACGGGCUCGUCUACAUUUGAACUAGUCGAGGAAGUUCGAGGUAUGGACAUCAAAGGUGAACAAUCGGGUACUGUCAGUGGAAAGGAUCACGACAUUGACUUUGAUAUUGAUACAUUGGAGAGCGAUAACGACUUUUACUUAGAGGAUUAUGAUGACGACGAUGACGAUGAUAAUGAUAAUGACACAGUUGGCGCCUCGGACAAAAAUUAAUUCUACAGGCUUCACGGAUUAUGAUGGAACUCGCAGGUGUGGGCUAGCUUUUUCUUGUUUUUCAUACACAUAAUACACAACUAGUACCUUAAAACUAGGGUAUACUUAGCAAAAUCA
Talaromyces proteolyticus is the source of this 2909-nucleotide messenger RNA. RefSeq lists its product as uncharacterized. Lineage: Eukaryota; Fungi; Ascomycota; Eurotiomycetes; Eurotiales; Trichocomaceae. The coding region runs from base 276 to 2792 and encodes 838 amino acids. The transcript has a single exon. The record is from RefSeq and is a predicted model, not a curated record.